AUGUCAGACAACAUUACUCCAGUAAUGAACACUCUUAUUACUGGCGGUGAAUUCACUUACUACGACGCUUCUGGUACUGGUGCAUGUGGCUUAACCUUGACUGGCUGUAACGCUGCCGUAUCAGCUGAUCUGUUCACUACUGGCGCUACAUGGGGAGCCAAUGCUGAUGGUGUAUAUGUUUUGCAAGAUCCUGUGUGUGAAAACAUGUGUGUUACUAUUGAAUACAAUGGUGUUACGUAGGUUUUAUUUAUGCUUUCUUACGGUAGUUGCCGGGUAGGGGAAGGUAGGAUAGGGUAGGGUAGGGUAGGGUAGGGUAGGGUAGGGUAGGGUAGGGAAGGGUAGGGUAGGGUAGUGUUACUGAAGCACCGUGCCAUUUUAGUGCCUCCUUUCCAAUUACUGACAAGUGCCCAACUUGUGCCACUAACCAUGUUGACCUUGCUACCAAUGCUUUCACCGUACUAGAGCCAAACACUGCCGUUGGUGUGGCUACUCCAGCUACAAUUACGUAUGUGUUCUGUAAUACAACUACUGUUUCUAAUUGUUAG
Molecule: messenger RNA, 545 nt
Organism: Bursaphelenchus okinawaensis
Lineage: Eukaryota; Metazoa; Nematoda; Chromadorea; Rhabditida; Aphelenchoididae
Source: the annotation of a GenBank genome assembly